Messenger RNA from Cheilinus undulatus (humphead wrasse), 5056 nucleotides. It is a transcript of the gene ugt8, whose product is annotated as UDP glycosyltransferase 8. The transcript is spliced from 7 exons. The coding region runs from base 251 to 1900 and encodes 549 amino acids. The record is from RefSeq and is a predicted model, not a curated record. NCBI's taxonomy places the organism in Eukaryota, Metazoa, Chordata, Actinopteri, Labriformes, Labridae. Gene Ontology annotation, molecular function: UDP-glycosyltransferase activity.
GCGAGUUUAAUGUUCCCCCUGCACGUCUUCGAUACCCGGGGACCCAUUUUACCUUAGCCCUCUCCACUUUUAUUUUUGUUUUUUGUCUCCCUGACACUUUAAACCCCGUUCAAGAAAAUUAGGACUACUUCAGCAACACCCCCCACCUCUGCUGGGCAACAUUACAGUAACAAGAAAGAAAACUCCUGAAGCAUUUGUUUCUCUCUGACCUCUUGGCAGGUAGCUGUGGGCCAGCAAGGAGAGGCAAGCCAUGCUACUACCCUCGUCACUACUCCUCCUCCUCGGCCUCCUCUGCUGGAGUCCCAGUGCAUCAUGGGCUGCUAAAGUGAUCGUGGUCCCACCCAUUAUGUUUGAAUCCCACCUCUACAUCUUUAAAACUCUGGCCACAGCGCUGCACCAAGAAGGCCAUGAAACCCAUUUUCUAAUAUCAGAGGGUCGUGAGGUGCCACCCUCUCCUCACUAUCACUUACAGCGAUACCCAGGGAUCUUUAACAGCACCACAGCUGACAACUUCCUCCAGUCCAAAGUGUCCAACAUCUUCUCUGGCCGCCUAACAUUUCUAGAACUGUUUGACAUUCUUGACCAUUACUCUCAGAACUGUGACGCCGUGGUCGGUAACGCUGAGGUAAUGACUCGCCUUAAGGAAGCCAAGUUUGACCUGCUGCUCGUGGACCCUAAUGAGAUGUGUGGUUUUGUAAUCGCUCAUAUCCUGGGUGUGCAGUAUGCCGUGUUCAGCACAGGCCUGUGGUAUCCUGCAGAAGCAGGUGCCCCGGCCCCACUUUCAUAUGUUCCUGAAUUUAACUCACUGCUGACAGACCGCAUGACUCUGCUCCAGAGGAUCACUAAUACAGCAGUUUAUCUGGUGCAGCGCUUUGGAGUCCAUUAUAUAGCUUUGCCUAAGUAUGAUCGGAUUAUGAAGAAGCAUGGCGUGAAGCCUCAGGUGGCCAUGGCUGAUCUUGUGCAGGGCAGCCGCCUGUGGAUGCUGUGCACUGAUAUGGCUCUGGAGUUCCCUCGACCAACCCUGCCUCAUGUGGUGUACAUAGGAGGCAUCCUUACCAAGCCCCCCAACCCACUGCCACAGGACUUUGAAGCAUGGGUGAAUGACACAGCGGAGCAUGGCUUUGUGGUGGUGUCGUUUGGCGCUGGGGUCAAGUACCUUUCCCAUGACAUCGCUCACAAACUGGCUGGAGCCCUCGCCAGGCUGCCACAACGUGUCGUCUGGAGAUUCUCUGGAGUUCCACCCAGUAACCUUGGCAACAACACCAAGCUUGUUGAUUGGAUGCCUCAGAAUGACUUAUUAGGCCACACCAACACUAGAGCCUUCCUGAGCCAUGGUGGCCUGAACAGCAUCUACGAGGCCAUGUAUCAUGGGGUGCCGGUUGUCGGCGUGCCCCUGUUCGGUGAUCACUAUGACACCAUGACUCGUGUGGCGGCCAAAGGGAUGGGUAUCAUGCUACAUUGGAAAUACAUGACUGAGGAGGAUCUGUACACAGCUCUGACCAGUGUCAUCAAAGAUGACAGGUAUCGCAAGCAAGCCCGUGUCCUCUCCAAUAUCCACAAAGACCAGCCAGGCCAUCCUGUGUCCAGAGCCGUCUACUGGAUCAGCUACAUCCUCCGUCACCAUGGUGCCAACCACCUGCGCUCCGCUGUCUACGAUGUGUCCCCCUAUCAGUACUUCCUUGUGGAUGUGGUUCUCUCUGUAGCAUCCACCAUCGCUCUGACCAUCUUUGCCUUGCGAUGGCUGGUGGGACUGCUCAGGGGGAACGUGGAGGACCAGGGCAGAGGCGGCAUCCCUAUGGAUGACACUACUGUGCCUAAUGGGCAUUGCCAUAGCGACAGCAUGGCUAAUGGGAAACACAAAGGCAAUGGCUCCUUAAAAAACGAAAAAAAGAUAAAUUAAUGUUUGGGAUGGCCAAGAGGGACGGAGAAGAAGUUGCCCCAAAGACUCAGCUUUGGUGGUUUUUAUUAAAGCUUUGAAAGAAAGCUGUUUUUAGGUACGCCAAGUGGCAGUAGGAUGACAGAGCAAGGCAAUGGGUGCUCAAAAUCCAUCUGUGUGUGUGUGUGUGGGGGUGUGUGUGUGUGUGUGCGUGUGUGUGAAAGAUGUAUGUGUAUGUGUGCACUGAGGCAAAUUUAACGAGAAGUCCUAACAGCAGCAGCUACUGUAAUGCGACACCAAAUUUAAAAAGUCAUUAAAGGAGAAACAAAGGACAGACACAGUGAAGGACAGUGUUUCUUCAUGUGUGUCCUCCUCUUCCUGCGUCUUCCUCACUGGUGGAAGGAUGAAGAGGGGAACCUGAGCACCAACUGCUCACCCACGGAACAAACAAGAAAACAACGGAUAACUUUUAUUUAGGAUUUUAAUGUUUUUAACUGCUUAAAAAAAUGUCUGGUAAACUGUAAAUAGAGGACAAAUCUAUUUAUUACUGUAAAAAGACGUUUUGAUGAUGGACCUUUUUAACCUUGAUCUUAUUUUUAAUUUAUUUCAUGUAUCUGCAGUGUAAUAGCUUGAAAAUAGAUGUACACUCCCUUUUCUUGGUUAACAUUGUACAUUUCAUAUUGGUGAGAACAGUCAUUGUUAAAUCUGCACCCUGCCUUCUGCUGUGGCAUUAUCCACUGUAUUCAUGGUGGCUCUAAUUUCAAAUGAAAAAUAUUUUUUAUUUUUCCUUUUCACGUGAUGGUGCCAACCUGGGACUACACUUAAGUGUGGAACGUCCAAUUGUCUCCUGACUGUCAGUUUGUUCUGGUGGAUAACAGCUCCAUUGACUGUUGUUUGGCAUAUUGGUGUGAAAAGGAUAAUUGUGCUAUUAUCUAAGGAUAUAAUAAGGCUAACUACCAAAGAUACUGUGGAUAAGCCCAGCUAGAAUAGAAAUGUGCUCAGGCUCAUGCAGUCAGGUGAUCAGGGAUGAGUCAGAGCAUUAUUGAUUCAUGAUAACUCACUCCGCUAGUCCCACAGCUUAAUUCUGUGUCCCUCUUCUAUUUAUUUAUUCAUAAGGAAGGAUUCAUCACUUGAUUGCCAUUUUUAGUGCUACACUUGACUUCUUACUGUAUGUCAUCCCUCUGUGGUUAAAUUAAUCUUUAACACACUGGUAGUCUGUUUGGUUAAAUGUUGAGGUAUGUGUAAAAACGGUUUAAUACUAACUCUGUGUGUGAAUGAUUCAGUCUCUGUAUGUUGGCUUUUUAAAGCAGAUAUUUGUGUAUGAAGAAUGCUUAAAUACAGGCAUUGUGCUUGUUUGAGUUCACGGUAUAGCUUUAGACUGAGUUUGGGCAUGGCAAGGUGAGGAUGAGGUUUAUUAUUGCCCCCUAAGAGCUUUGUGUAUUUAAUCAGUAGCUUUUUCUGUGAUUUCAUGUUAUCAUAUUGAAUGUGUGCCCAUGCAGAGGCUUUUAAAGUCAGUAAAAUCUUCAUUUUGAACACUUAGAUUGCUAUCAGUAGCAAUGCCUUAUUGGCCAGUCUAGUACGCAUUGUUUUACCCUGUCUGAUCAAUCUUAUAUCAGAGGAAGAAAAGUUUAAAACUGAGGAAAUAGUGACAUUGUUUUUACAACAAAAGUAAACCACACUACUUCUGUGACUAAUAUUAAUAUAUCAAAGCAAUGCAGAGGUGCAGAAUCAAUAGGAGUUUUUAAAGUGUUUUGGAGAUUUUAUUUUGCCCUUUUCAGUCGAACCACUUUGUUUAUGUAGCAAAUUCUUUAAAAAAAGGACACAAAAGCUGUAAAAAUGAAAAUAAAAAAACCCUAUGAAAUACACACGAGAAAAAGAGUACAUAAGAACAAAUCAAAGCCAGUGUUUGUUGUUAAUGGACAUCUUAGAACAGCUGGUGCUUGAGAGUGGCAUACACUGAAAAUCUCAGGAAAAGGCAUUUAAAGAAAUGGUUUUUAAAACCAAAAACUGACCCAAAAAUUAUUAUUUUUAACAGCGUGUUUUAUAACAGUGUAGUUUAUUAUUUGAUGAUGGACAGUUACCAAAAAAACUGCUCAAAGGUCAAAAUUUUAACCUAGAGCAGCAGCAAAUGAACGAGAGACAGCAGUGUCUACAUUUAACUUGUAUUUAUUGGUAUAAAACGAUGUGCAGGGUUUGGCCAACAUAUACAAAUUUGGUUUCCAGAACUUUCAUUUUUGUUGCUUUGAUAUGAAAACAGGUAUUGGUCUUGUUUGAUUUUAACUGGAAAGUUUAAAAAUCUGGCAUUGUGAUGACACAGAUUCUGAGUCGUCGUCCUUUGCUCCAGUCUGUAAAGCUACUUUUUGAAGUUUCAAACUGCAACCACAAUUUUAGUAGUAAGAUGAUCUUACAUGGACAAUUAAGCGAUGCAAAUGCUAUAAAACAACAGAAAAAAAUCCCAUUACAUAACCUGUCAAAGAUGACACAGACCUAACAUCCAAUCUGCAUGCCUCCAGUGUGUUCACGCCUGUAUGAUAAUUAAGAAAAGCUUCAUGAUCUCCCUUUCUCUGUGAGCUACCAUUACACCUGCACAGCCUGACCCAGCCCUGCUGAAAACACACACUGGUAUACUUGAAUCAUCAUCAUUAUCACCUGAAACAACUUCAGCUGUUGUGAGAGGUGGGCAGGCAGGCCUGCAGGUGCUAAACAAGCUAUGAACAGAGUUUAGUGAGUAAGGAUAUAUUUUUUAAGAUGUAACUUUUUCCUUUAUUAUUUCAGUAUUACUUCUGUCUCAUAGUUAAAUGUCCCUCCUUCACAUCUCUCAUAGUUAUUGUAAAGUCUGAUGUGUCUUUGUUCCUGAGUUUUUUUUUUUUCCAUCAGCUUGAAGACGCUCUCUAAUCUGUCAUUGAUAAUAGCGCUCUUGCAUUUGUCCACCUCUUUGUCUCAUUCCUGACAUCCUGGUGUUUUUGUCUGUCUUUGUGUUGUCGUCUCGUUCUUUUACGUCCACCUCUUCAAUAUCAGACAGUUCUGUUAAACAUACUUUUCUUAAAAAAAAACAAACAACUUCAUUUUACUUUGAUUUUUAAAUGUCCUCAGUUUUCUUGUCAUGAGUGUCCAUGUUGUAAAUAGAACAAUGUAAACAAAAUACUAAUGCUGAAUAAAAAUGACAUACUUUGUUUGCAA